Messenger RNA from Manis pentadactyla (Chinese pangolin), 4658 nucleotides. It is a transcript of the gene RAPGEF4, whose product is annotated as Rap guanine nucleotide exchange factor 4. Gene Ontology annotation, molecular function: guanyl-nucleotide exchange factor activity; cAMP binding. The coding region runs from base 1083 to 3686 and encodes 867 amino acids. Gene Ontology annotation, biological process: positive regulation of GTPase activity; spermatogenesis; Ras protein signal transduction. NCBI's taxonomy places the organism in Eukaryota, Metazoa, Chordata, Mammalia, Pholidota, Manidae. The record is from RefSeq and is a predicted model, not a curated record. The transcript has 28 exons. Gene Ontology annotation, cellular component: plasma membrane.
UCUUUUAGAGUACACAGGGAGAAAAAAGCCCUUUUCCAUUAAUAAUCUUUCAAGCCACUAGGAGAACAGUAAUUAUGGAAAUAACAACAGCUUAGUCUUAGCUGAUGUGGUUUAAAAAUGAUAUUAGAAUAAUAUACUUCUCAGGGGCAUCUGCUCUGGUUGAAUAAACUUGAUGUUCCUAUCUGUCUUGUACUGUAAUAAAAAUUAAAACCAAAUACUUAAAACAUAAUAUCCCAGAACAUAAAAAUCUCAGAAGUCCUUUGGGUGAGUUUUAUUACUUUAUUUAGCAUGCAAACAAUUUCAGGUUGUUUCACUCUUACAUUAAUGGUAGGCCUUCCAGGUGGACCGAUAUUUCAGGUGAAUGUUUAGUGGCCCUGGGUAUUGAGGGGGGACUGUGUCACCCCUCCUUAGACAGGCAGCCCCUUGCCUGCCUGUUAAUGCACAGGGACCCACACCCUUAUCUGAAGAGUAACUGGAGCCUGAAAGCUAAGGGACCUGCUUUCUCCCAAGUUAGAAGCCUGCCUUACUUUUCGCAACUUAGGAGCUAGUCCUGUAGGGUUAUUUCCCAGGCCAGAAAUUUGCAUCAAAGGGCUAAGAAAAAUACAUCCAAAAAUAAACAUGAAAGUCAAGACUUCAUGCCAGGAACUCCAGCCACACACAUCCUGUUGGCUGGUUCCCUUGCCUCUCUCCUCACAGUUCUGAUUCUUUUCAACCAAGCGGAAGCCUGUUCCGAUGACUUGGAUUUCAUGUCUGUGCCAGGGUCUCACGUCUCUGUCCUCAACUCAAGCUUUUCCAUGUAGUGGUGAAAUGAUUCAAAUCCAGAAAGGAAGGGAGUGAAGUUAUUUGCAGCUAGCCAAAGUUAAAAAUUAUAUAUUUAGAAGUCUUUUCCUAUUACCUUUGGCUGCCUGAGCUUCCUUGGAGAACCACCAGCACUGGUUUUCUCUCUGUGAACUGAGAUCCUCUCAACAAUAACAGAUACGAACAGGGAAUUAUCGGCGAUGAAGGUGCAUUUUGCUGUCCAAAUAAAGGACAGAUAUUUGCUGGAUGUCUGAGAACUCUGAGAGGCAGAACAAGGAGGUCACAUGCCCUACAAGAAAUAUCGACAGUACAUGGCAGGACUUCUGGCUCCUCCUUAUGGUGUUAUGGAAACAGGAUCUAACAAUGACAGAAUUCCUGACAUGGAGAACACACCUCUCAUUGAACCUCAUGUUCCUCUUCGUCCUGCUAACACCAUUCCCAAGAUACCUUCAGAGAAGAUCCUCAGAGCUGGAAAAAUUUUACGAAAUGCUAUUCUCUCUCGAGCACCUCACAUGAUAAGAGAUAGAAAAUACCACCUGAAGACAUACAGACAGUGCUGUGUGGGAACCGAGCUGGUGGACUGGAUGCUGCAGCAGACUCCAUGUGUUCACUCCCGAACGCAAGCUGUGGGCAUGUGGCAAGUGCUGGUAGAAGACAGUGUUCUCAACCAUGUGGACCAGGAACACUAUUUCCAAGACAAGUAUUUAUUUUAUCGAUUUCUGGACGACGAGCAUGAGGAUGCCCCUUUGCCUACUGAAGAGGAGAAAAAGGAGUGGGAUGAGGAGCUCCAGGACACAAUGCUGCUGCUGUUGCAGAUGGGCCCUGACGCCCACUUGAGGAUGACCCUGCGGAAGCCACCUGGCCAGAGGACAGUGGAUGACCUGGAGAUUAUCUAUGAGGAGCUCCUUCACAUUAAAGCCUUAUCCCAUCUUUCUACCACAGUGAAGCGGGAGCUAGCAGGUGUUCUCAUUUUUGAGUCUCAUGCCAAAGGAGGAACUGUGUUGUUUAACCAGGGAGAAGAAGGUACCUCCUGGUAUAUUAUUCUAAAAGGAUCAGUGAACGUAGUCAUUUAUGGCAAAGGCGUGGUCUGCACCCUGCACGAAGGAGAUGACUUCGGCAAGUUAGCACUAGUCAAUGAUGCCCCGAGAGCUGCCUCUAUCGUCUUGAGAGAAGAUAAUUGUCAUUUCUUAAGAGUGGACAAGGAAGAUUUCAACCGGAUCCUGAGGGACGUUGAGGCGAAUACAGUCAGACUUAAAGAACAUGACCAAGAUGUCUUGGUGCUGGAGAAGGUCCCAGCAGGAAACAGGGCUUCUAAUCAAGGAAACUCACAGCCUCAGCAAAAGUAUACUGUGAUGUCAGGAACACCUGAAAAAAUUUUAGAGCAUUUUCUAGAAACAAUACGCCUUGAACCAGCUUUAAAUGAAGCAACAGAUUCAGUUUUAAAUGACUUUGUUAUGAUGCACUGUGUUUUUAUGCCAAAUACCCAGCUUUGCCCAGCCCUGGUGGCCCAUUACCAUGCACAGCCUUCACAAGGUACAGAACAGGAGAAAAUGGAUUAUGCCCUCAACAAUAAGAGGCGAGUUGUCCGCCUGGUUUUGCAGUGGGCUGCCAUGUAUGGAGACGUCCUACAAGAGGAUGACGUGGCUGUGGCUUUCCUAGAGGAGUUUUAUGUGUCUGUAUCAGAUGAUGCCCGGAUGAUUACUGCCCUCAAGGAGCAACUGCCGGAGUUGGAGAAGAUUGUCAAGCAAAUUUCAGAAGAUGCAAAGGCUCCACAAAAGAAACACAAAGUUCUUUUGCAACAAUUCAACACAGGUGAUGAGAGAGCACAGAAGCGCCAGGCUAUCCGAGGCUCUGAUGAAGUUCUGUUUAAAGUCUAUUGCAUGGACCACACCUACACAACCAUUCGGGUGCCAGUAGCCGCCUUGGUGAAGGAAGUCAUCAGCGCAGUUGCCGACAAACUAGGCUCUGGGGAAGGCCUGAUCAUUGUCAAGAUGAGUUCCGGAGGAGAAAAGGUGGUGCUCAAACCUAAUGAUGUUUCAGUAUUUACGACGCUCACCAUUAAUGGACGCCUAUUUGCUUGCCCGCGAGAGCAGUUCGAUUCACUGACUCCCUUGCCAGAACAGGAAGGCCCAACUGUUGGAACAGUGGGAACUUUUGAACUGAUGAGCUCCAAAGAUUUAGCAUACCAGAUGACAGUUUAUGACUGGGAACUCUUCAACUGUGUGCAUGAGCUGGAGCUAAUCUAUCACACAUUUGGAAGGCAUAAUUUUAAAAAGACCACAGCAAACUUGGAUUUGUUCCUGAGGAGAUUUAAUGAAAUUCAGUUUUGGGUUGUCACUGAGAUUUGCCUUUGUUCCCAGCCCAGCAAGCGUGUUCAGCUCUUAAAAAAAUUUAUUAAGAUAGCAGCCCACUGUAAGGAGUAUAAAAAUCUGAAUUCCUUUUUUGCCAUCGUCAUGGGACUAAGUAACGUUGCUGUGAGCCGCUUGGCACUCACGUGGGAGAAACUGCCAAGCAAGUUCAAGAAGUUCUAUGCAGAGUUUGAAAGUUUAAUGGAUCCUUCGAGAAACCACAGGGCCUACAGGCUGACAGUAGCUAAGCUGGAUCCUCCUCUCAUCCCCUUCAUGCCUUUGCUCAUUAAAGAUAUGACAUUUACUCAUGAGGGGAACAAGACGUUCACUGACAAUCUAGUAAACUUUGAAAAAAUGCGCAUGAUUGCAAAUACUGCCAGAACAGUGAGAUACUGCAGGAGCCAGCCCUUCAAUCCUGAUGCAGCUCAAGCUAAUAAGAACCACCAGGACGUCCGGAGCUAUGUACGGCAAUUAAAUGUGAUUGACAACCAGAGAACUUUAUCGCAGAUGUCGCACAGAUUAGAGCCUCGUCGGCCAUAGACAUUUAAAGUGCCCAGAACGAUGUCUGUCUCCAGUCCACAAUCUUUCAGAAAUGCCAUUAAUGCUACUACUGACUAAUUGUCUCUUGAGAUUUCUCCAAAACAAGCAAAAACACAUCCUGAGACAUCUCGGGACUACAUUCAGCUUACCAGCAUCAUGACAAAAGAGGAAAUUAUUUGACUUGCAUAAAGCUUGCACACUCUAGCUUAGGAAUAGCCAGUUGGUAGUCACUCUACUUUAUUUCCAGUUGUGCCAUUUUCUUUGCUGAAACAUAAGACUCACAGGAAAAGUUUAUCGCAGAAAUAUCAGAGUCAAGACAAGUAUCAAGCCGCUGACAUUUUUUCUAAGGGUGUUUACAGGGUGAGAUGUGCUGCAAAUGGUAUUUAUUUGGAUUUAUCAGUGGUGGUAUAGCUUAAUAUUUUUUAAUUCAGCAUCUUGAUUUGGAGCAUGGGGUUUGGGAAGGUACUGAAGAAUCCACUGAGUCCAGAUUUUAGGCUUCAUUCUUCCAUCUCCUCGGUGUCUGCCUCUGCAGGAACAGAACCUGACCAAUUACUGUAAAACACUAUGGUUAUUUAGUAAUUUUCAAAGGACUGGUCUGUAAUUUCUGCAGGAUAUAUAGAAUACUGUUUCUGUUUACAAUGUAUUUUUUAAACUUACAAAUCAGGAUUACGUACAUAGGAAUUCCACUAAGAAACUCCAAGGUUCUUAAAGUUGCCAGCAUUAAAUUAAGAAAAUAACAUUUCAAAAGAGCACAAAAUACACAAAACAUUUUUCAAAAUUAAAAUAUUUUCCUGGGCAUUAAAAACCUUUAUUAUUGGCUAAUUAUUGUUACUGAUUAAAAAAAAACUCAUAUUUUCUGGACUUAAAUAUUAUUAUCAACAUCUUAAUUUUCAGCAAUUGUUUUGCACUUUCAAAUAGAUUGUAAAUAAUUCAUUCAAUCAGUGAUACAGUUAUUUAUUUGCUACAUAUGAA